Megalobrama amblycephala (Wuchang bream) is the source of this 3208-nucleotide messenger RNA. It is a transcript of the gene nr4a2a, whose product is annotated as nuclear receptor subfamily 4, group A, member 2a. The record is from RefSeq and is a predicted model, not a curated record. Gene Ontology annotation, cellular component: nucleus; transcription regulator complex. The transcript is spliced from 8 exons. Lineage: Eukaryota; Metazoa; Chordata; Actinopteri; Cypriniformes; Xenocyprididae. Gene Ontology annotation, biological process: central nervous system neuron differentiation; regulation of transcription by RNA polymerase II; cellular response to corticotropin-releasing hormone stimulus. Bases 326 to 2122 code for a protein of 598 amino acids. Gene Ontology annotation, molecular function: zinc ion binding; RNA polymerase II cis-regulatory region sequence-specific DNA binding; nuclear glucocorticoid receptor binding.
CUCGCUGCUGAUUGGUGGUACUCACAUAUGACGCAGAUGACGUACUGAACUCAAGCACGUGGGUCUCACAUAAACAAAGACACAUUGGCAGACAGAGCUCUACAUGCCAGUGUUGAGCUCCGAGCUGUGCGGACAACACGCUGUACUGGACAUUUACACACAUAUUCUGCAUUACAAACAUAUGGAUACAUUAUAGUUUUGCUGAUGGUCUACUAAGAGGGAGAAUCCAGAGCCGAGUCGUUUGUCUUGAACCCCGGUAUUAAAUUUCAUCUGUUAUUAUCACCUUCACCAAGAUCUGCUGAGGAACAGUCCCACGACUGAAGCCAUGCCCUGCGUCCAGGCUCAGUAUGGCUCAUCCCCGCAGGGCGCCAGUCCUGCGUCUCAGAGCUACAGUUACCACACCAGCGGAGAAUACAGCUGCGAUUUCCUCACACCAGAGUUUGUGAAGUUCAGCAUGGACUUAACCAAUACCGAGAUCACCGCCGCCACCACCUCACUGCCCAGCUUCAGCACCUUCAUGGACAACUACAACACCAGUUAUGACGUGAAGCCGCCCUGUCUUUACCAGGUGCCCCAUUCUGGAGAACAGUCCUCUAUCAAGGUGGAGGAAGUCCAGAUGCACACAUACCAUCAGCAGAGCCAUUUGGGCCCGCAGUCAGAGGAGAUGAUGGCCCACUCCGGGCCUAUGUACUUCAAACCGUCCUCACCUCACGCUCCAACGGCGAACUUCCAGGUUCAGCCUAAUCACAUGUGGGAGGACCCGGGCUCAUUGCACACUUUUCAUCAGAACUAUAUGACCUCGCACAUGAUAGAUCAGCGCAAGAACCCCGUGUCCAGGCUCUCCCUCUUCUCCUUCAAGCAGUCUCCACCAGGAACUCCUGUUUCAAGCUGUCAGAUGCGCUUUGACGGGCCUCUCCAUGUGUCCAUGGGGCACGAUAGUCCCGGGACGCACCGAGCCCUGGACAGCCAGAGUUUCGCAGUGCCCAGUGCUAUCAGGAAACAGGCGGGCAUCGCUUUCACCCACUCCCUGCAGCUCAGUCACGGCCAUCAGUUGAUGGACAGUCAGGUGCCGUCACCUCCAUCUAGAGGAUCACCGUCCACCGAGGGUUUGUGCGCGGUGUGUGGGGACAACGCGGCGUGUCAGCACUAUGGAGUCCGAACGUGUGAAGGGUGCAAAGGCUUCUUCAAGCGUACAGUACAGAAGAACGCCAAAUAUGUUUGUUUAGCCAAUAAAAACUGUCCUGUGGAUAAACGCCGGAGAAACAGAUGUCAGUAUUGCCGGUUUCAGAAGUGCCUGGUGGUCGGGAUGGUAAAAGAAGUUGUCCGGACCGCCAGCUUAAAGGGUCGGCGAGGCCGUUUACCCUCCAAACCCAAAAGUCCGCAGGAGUCUUCGCCCCCCUCUCCGCCCGUCAGUCUGAUCAGCGCUCUGGUCAGGGCUCAUGUGGACUCCAACCCCUCUAUGAGCAGCCUCGACUACACCAGAUUCCAAGCCAACCCGGACUACCAACUGAGCGGAGAUGACACACAGCACAUCCAACAGUUCUACGACCUCCUCACAGGAUCCAUGGAGAUCAUCCGCGGAUGGGCAGAAAAGAUUCCCGGGUUCACCGACCUGCCUAAACCAGAUCAGGACUUGCUGUUCGAGUCCGCCUUCCUGGAGCUUUUCGUGCUGCGCCUGGCGUACAGGUCCAACCCGAUGGAAGGCAAACUCAUCUUCUGCAACGGGGUGGUGUUGCACAGACUGCAGUGCGUGCGUGGAUUUGGCGAGUGGAUUGACUCUAUAGUGGAGUUCUCGUCUAAUCUUCAGAACAUGAAUUUAGACAUAUCUGCUUUCUCAUGCAUCGCCGCCCUAGCUAUGGUCACAGAGAGGCACGGACUGAAAGAGCCCAAGAGAGUUGAGGACCUUCAAAACAAGAUAGUAAACUGUCUGAAAGAUCAAGUCACCUUCAAUGGAGGCGGCUUGAAUCGUCCAAACUAUUUGUCCAAACUGUUGGGGAAACUGCCUGAACUGCGCACACUGUGCACACAGGGUCUGCAGCGCAUCUUCUACCUAAAACUAGAAGAUCUGGUCCCACCGCCAGCAAUAAUCGACAAACUGUUUCUUGACACUCUGCCCUUUUAAACCGAGAGAGAGGGAGACAAACUAUUUCAAACAACCUCAGAGAACUUCCACAGACUCCCUUAAAAACUGAAAGUCUGACUUUUUUAAACCACCAACCAUCGCCAACUGAAAGAGGAUCCAACAAUUUAACGCCUGGAAAACACCAAGCGAAAAAAAAAAAUAAAUAAAAAAAAUAAUAAUAAAAUAAAAUAAAAUAAAAAUAAUAUUAAUUCAUUUUGCCAACGGCAAGUGAUUUUUUUCCUCUUUAUCCCACCACCAAACUGCCUCUGAGUAUCUCAGAACAGACAAAAAUGUACAAAAAAGGAAGAAAAAAGUAAUAAUAAUUAUAAUAAAAGACAGAUUAUCCAAUAGUUUGCCUGAUUUUGAACAAUGAAAAAUAUCACGCCACUACUAAUCAUUGUUAACUGCAAACGUCUGUAUUCAUGGAAAAAUCACAGAGUGUAUCAUAUACGCCAUUUCUAUAUACCUAUUCAAUAGAUUUAUGUGAUUUAUAUGAUGUGUAUAAAGCUUGUACAGAGACAGUUUUUUUUUUCUUUUUCUUUUAUAACUUGUGCCUGUGUAUCUCUGUCAGGUGGAAAGGAGACGCAUGUUGUAGAGGACUCUUGUCUCUAUUACACACUCUAUAUUCCGGACACUAUGUAGUCUGUUAGAUUUUAUAAAGAUUCGUAGUAUUGGGGCAACUUUUAAAUAUGGCACAUGUGGAUAAAGAUACCAGUAUCAUCUGUACAGGUAAAAAGGGACCCAUAGUGUUUGUAAAAUUGUCAGACAUUCCUUGUUUGUAUGUGUUGUAUGUAUUGUUGCUGUUUAAUAUAAACGUUUAUAUAUUUAUUUUGAGUUUGCCGUUAAAGCAUGGUGCAGUUGAAAUGAUUUCAGACGCAUCACCGUCGUCUUUGUUUAAUGUCUCAUAUGUGAUUUAAUUUGCCAUCUUCUAUUCCUGUAGGUGUGUGAAAAUCAUCACUGCCUUUUUUCUAUGGUUUAACUAAAUAUACUGCAACGCGUUCGGUUCGGUUCGGUUCCGAAUCCGAAUCAAACUCCACGAGAAAAGAAUAUUUAAUGUUUACAAAUAAAACUUUUAAAUAAUUUCCA